Cucumis sativus (cucumber) is the source of this 1642-nucleotide messenger RNA. Its product is annotated as solute carrier family 35 member F1. Gene Ontology annotation, biological process: transmembrane transport. The transcript has 11 exons. Lineage: Eukaryota; Viridiplantae; Streptophyta; Magnoliopsida; Cucurbitales; Cucurbitaceae. The record is from RefSeq and is a predicted model, not a curated record. Gene Ontology annotation, cellular component: membrane. Bases 407 to 1507 code for a protein of 366 amino acids. Gene Ontology annotation, molecular function: transmembrane transporter activity.
ACAGUGUUGAUGUUUAUGAACACAAAAUCCCAAAGUCAAUGUUUUUCUUUAUUAUUAUUGUGAUUUGCAUGGAAUUAAGUAAAAGAGGAAUUGCAAUGAGUUUGAUGGUAAUGCCAGUUGACAUUGCCGUAUGAUCCGGCCAUUGCGGCUUUGACUUGUAUUUUCUUUUACGAUACUUUCAAUUUUUAGUGUUCAAUGUCUUUUGCUUAUAUCAGUUUUCGUAAACGAUAAACAAAACCUUCACAAUUAUGCUCAUGGGAUUCUAGUACUGUUCUAUGUUGCAACCUGUUCAUCAUCCAUUGAUGCCACAAGAAAUUCAAAACAAUUUCUUUUGAUCCCUUGAUUUUUUCUUCCUGCCCAUUAACUUUUGUUAGGGUUUUGUGUUUGGGGAUUUGGUGGAUUGAAGAUGAGGGGUUUUAUGAGGCUUUGGACGAAGAAGACAUGGAUAGGGCUUGGAUUAGGACAGAUUCUGUCUCUUCUCAUUACUUCCACUGGCUUUUCUUCUUCUGAACUUGCUAAACAAGGAAUUGAUGCACCUACCUCACAGUCUUUUGUAAAUUAUGUGCUCUUGGCGCUUGUCUAUGGGAUCACCAUGCUUUCUAGAAGGAAAGCUUUGAAGGCAAAGUGGUAUUACUACAUACUGCUUGGAUUAGUAGAUGUAGAGGCCAAUUACCUUGUGGUAAAGGCCUACCAAUACACAUCCAUAACAAGUGUAAUGUUACUUGAUUGUUGGGCAAUCCCUUGUGUGUUACUAUUCACUUGGCUAUUUUUGAAAACAAAAUAUAGACUGAGGAAGAUAAUCGGUGUCGUGAUCUGCGUGGCUGGCAUCGUCGCGGUUAUCUUUUCGGAUGUUCAUGCCGGUGACCGGGCAGGAGGAAGCAACCCCAUUAAAGGGGAUGCACUGGUUAUUGCUGGUGCCACCCUUUAUGCUGUCAGUAAUGUCAGCGAGGAAUUCCUUGUGAAGAAUGCUGGUAGAGUUGAAUUAAUGGCAAUGCUUGGUCUCUUUGGCUCAAUCAUCAGUGGAAUCCAAAUAAGCAUAAUAGAGCGCAAAGAGUUAAAAUCAAUUAAUUGGACACCUAAGACAGCACUUCCAUUUGUUGGAUUCUCAGUGGCUAUGUUUCUUUUCUACUCAUUAGUUCCUGUAUUGCUUCAGAUCAAUGGAGCAGCGAUGUUGAAUCUGUCCUUGCUUACUUCAGAUAUGUGGGCUGUUGUAAUACGCAUUUUUGCUUAUCAUGAGAAGGUCGAUUGGAUAUACUUUGUGGCAUUUGCUGCUGUUGUUGUUGGGCUUGUUAUUUAUUCAGUGGCUGACAAAGACGAAGAUCGCAACCAUGGCAAUGUUGCCAAUGUAGUUGCAGAUGAGGAAGGAGGUCCAAGAAACCACAAGAUGGACGAAAGAAUCGUCACUGAAGGCAGUAGUAGUAGGCCAGAUGGUAAUGGUGGUGGUGGCAAUGCAAGGAUGGAAGGCAUUGACAAGAAGGGUGAGAUAGCUUUGGUAGAACCAGAAUAACUGAAAUGGAAAGCUUUAAAAGAAAUGUUCCAUUAAAAGCUAUAAUUGGUCAAUUCCAAAGUGUAAUUAGAAAAUGUAGACUAUACUUCUGUUGAUGCAUAAAUGAAAAAAUGUCCAUAUUUUUAUUUGAUACAA